Molecule: messenger RNA, 785 nt
Organism: Eucalyptus grandis
Lineage: Eukaryota; Viridiplantae; Streptophyta; Magnoliopsida; Myrtales; Myrtaceae
Product: monothiol glutaredoxin-S1
Exons: 1
Coding region: 13-441 (142 amino acids)
Source: RefSeq, a predicted model, not a curated record
UAAAAGGGACCGAUGAGCCAAGCCAUUUUCUCACAAGCAGACCCCAAAGCCAGAGCUAAAAAGCACGCGAGCUCACACACACAAACUAUUAUCUCGAGGCUCCGGAUACUUCGUCGUUCGUCAGGCAGCAUGGACACGACGCUGGCAGGGCUCGUGCAGGACAAGCCAAUAGUGAUAUUCAGCAGGAGCACGUGCUGCAUGAGCCACACUGUGAAGUCGCUCAUACUGAGCUAUGGCGCGAACCCAACCGUGUACGAGCUCGACCAGAUGCCUAACAGAAACCAGAUCGAGCGUGCGCUGGUCCAGCUCGGCCGGCGCGAGGUCGUCCCCACAGUGUUCAUCGGCCAGAAGUACAUCGGCGGCACGAACGAGCUCAUGAGCCACCAGGUGCGGGGGACUCUGGUCCCUCUUCUCCGAGAGGCCAGAGCUAUUUGGGUAUAGAGACUUAAGUUCUUGCAUCUUUCUCCAGAUUUGCCCUUACAAUAACGAUAACACGUCUAACAUACACGAGUCAGAUCGUGUUACGAAUACGAAAAGGCGGACUUUUUGGUGCCCUUGUGCUCUAACCCUAAUGGCUGCACGCUAUGGAAGACGACAGCCUUCUUCUCUGGUCAUUUUUCCCCUUGCUUUUUGAGGUCUUUUUAUGUAUGGGAAGUCCCCGUGUUGUUCUGAGUUAGGUUUCGGGGCGAUGAGAAAGAACAGCAGUGGCAAACUUCCAAUGUGUAAGCGCCCUAUUUUCAUGUCAAUGAAGUAAAACUUCUAAGUGUUAAAUUGCAUUCUAUCGC